AUGGAUGUUGCAAAAGAAAUAAGGCAAGCCACUAAGGCUUGGAUAUUUUUUGCAUAUACUAAAGUUGAUAUGCAGGUGCCAUUUAUGCCAGAUGUGUUCAGUCAGUGCUUAUCGACUGCUGGUCCAGCUGCUAUCGGCUACGGUGCUGGUCUCUGGGGUUCCAGGGGUUGUGGUCUAAAUUCCGGACUUUCUUCUAUUGGAGCGUAUGGUCUAGACGGUAUUGCAGGUCCUGGAGCUGGUCUGCUCGCUUGGGAUUCUGACUACGGCUUAUCCUCAGCAGCUUACGGUGGUUCUGGCAGCGGUGAUGUAUUAGUGUUUGGGCAACUGCCCGUUGCUGGUUCCACACUGGUCGGUGGACAGGUGCCCAUCCUGGGCUCUGUUUGUUUCGAUGGAGCUGUCCCUGCUGCUGGGUCGGAUGUGUUCAGUCAGUGCUUAUCGACUGCUGGUCCAGCUGCUAUCGGCUACGGUGCUGGUCUCUGGGGUUCCAGGGGUUGCGGUCUAAAUUCCGGACUUUCUUCUAUUGGAGCGUAUGGUCUAGACGGUAUUGCAGGUCCUGGAGCUGGUCUCUCGGCUUGGGGUUCUGACUACGGCUUAUCCUCAGCAGCUUACGGUGGUUCUGGCAGCGGUGAUGUAUUAGUGUUUGGGCAACUGCCCGUUGCUGGUUCCACACUGGUCGGUGGACAGGUGCCCAUCCUGGGCUCUGUUUGUUUCGAUGGAGCUGUCCCUGCUGCUGGGUCGGUUUGCAUCGCUGGCAGUUGCGGUUGCGGAUGCAAUGGUUACGUCUAC
Molecule: messenger RNA, 786 nt
Organism: Brenthis ino (lesser marbled fritillary)
Lineage: Eukaryota; Metazoa; Arthropoda; Insecta; Lepidoptera; Nymphalidae
Source: the annotation of a GenBank genome assembly